AUGCCACACUUAAAAUGGCCGCUUUUGAUGGACGCCUAUAGUCGACUUUGAUAUUGCCUGAUGGUCCUGAGAAUAAUAACAAACCAACGCUACUCUCCAUUCCACCGCCUUCAUGGAUAAACGUUGUUUGUCUACUUCCCCGACGUUUUAGACCAAAUCUGGAUGUAAUUUUAAACCUAUUAUACGACCAGCUGGGCAAAUUCACCUGGAUUCCGAAUAACGUUACAAGCUUUCAUAAUCAAACCGUCGAAAUUCAAACGCUAGGUUGGGUCGUGAGUUUUGGAUUCGCUGGAAAGGCAUUUUAAACAUUUAUUUAAGGGUGGCGCUGUUGAGUCAUGUCUGGAAUUGCUUUUAGUAGACUGUCACAGGAGCGCAAAGCCUGGAGGAAAGAUCAUCCUUUUGGUUUUGUGGCAGUACCAACCAAAAACCCAGAUGGCACCAUGAAUCUCAUGAAUUGGGAAUGUGCAAUACCAGGAAAAAAGGGGACUCUUUGGGAGGGAGGACUGUACAAACUGAGAAUGCUCUUUAAGGAUGAUUACCCAUCUUCACCACCCAAGUGCAAGUUUGAGCCUCCAAUCUUCCAUCCAAACGUCUAUCCUUCAGGCACAGUGUGUCUGUCCAUACUGGAGGAAGAGAAGGAUUGGAGACCAGCCAUCACCAUCAAACAAAUAUUGUUGGGCAUCCAGGAGCUCCUGAAUGAGCCCAACAUUCAGGACCCAGCGCAGGCAGAGGCCUAUACGAUAUAUUGUCAAAACAGGAUGGACUACGAAAAACGUGUGAGGGCACAAGCUAAGAGAUUUGCUCCUGCAUAGAGCGGCACGUGCACAAUCUUAUAAAGAUAUUCUGCACAGAUGCCAAUCUGAUGCUCCAGAAUCCUUCACCACUCAAUGAAAACCCCAAAACUGCAGUUGAGAGUUGAAAUAAAGAUUUGUUCAAGCUGGCUUCAGCACAGAACUGAAUGAGAAUGGGUGCAAAACAAUUCUAAGAUGAAAGCAACCGAGACAAGUUAAUGUUGGCUGCUGAUCACUGACCAGUGUUUUAUAUAGUGAUGGUGAAAUCUUGUUUUGUUUAGGGUUUUUUUUUUUUCUGAUGAGGAAAAUUGUUGGUGAUCAGUCGCUAAGAAACAACUUUUACACAGAGCAGAGAUGGUAAAGUUUUCUGUGUAUAUAUAAAUAGUAUAAAAAUAUAAAAUUAUUUACUUUUAUUUACUUUUUUACUGUUUCAUUAUAGUAAUUAAAA
Sinocyclocheilus anshuiensis is the source of this 1239-nucleotide messenger RNA. Its product is annotated as SUMO-conjugating enzyme UBC9-like. NCBI's taxonomy places the organism in Eukaryota, Metazoa, Chordata, Actinopteri, Cypriniformes, Cyprinidae. The record is from RefSeq and is a predicted model, not a curated record. The transcript has 8 exons. The coding region runs from base 336 to 812 and encodes 158 amino acids.